Molecule: messenger RNA, 240 nt
Organism: Letharia columbiana
Lineage: Eukaryota; Fungi; Ascomycota; Lecanoromycetes; Lecanorales; Parmeliaceae
Exons: 3
Coding region: 1-240 (79 amino acids)
Source: RefSeq, a predicted model, not a curated record
AUGUUGGCUCAAAGAAUCUCUCAGCAUUCUGCCCGGCGGCUCCUUGCCAAGCAACCCACCCUCUCUAGAUUCACGCCCUCAGUAGCGAUUGCAGGAAGUAGAUUGCAACCUCAAGUCCGGCACGCCGCCUUUCAACCCUCCGCCACAGAACCCCACGCACAAACACAGCCAGCAAAACCCUCCGAUGCCUACGCCAUCCUCGCCGCUCAACGCUUGAACCGCCCUAUCUCCCCCACUUGA